Messenger RNA from Penicillium alfredii, 957 nucleotides. RefSeq lists its product as uncharacterized. NCBI's taxonomy places the organism in Eukaryota, Fungi, Ascomycota, Eurotiomycetes, Eurotiales, Aspergillaceae. The transcript has 2 exons. Bases 1 to 957 code for a protein of 318 amino acids. The record is from RefSeq and is a predicted model, not a curated record.
AUGAGGCUCAGCUUGAGUUCCAGGGAAUUUCUGUUCUCCCUCCUUGCUAUUGCGCUUCUUAACAGCCUUGUGCAAGCGCAUGCGAUUAGCAAGAGGGGCUCGGUGACUGUUAACGCCAAACCAGACACGCCAGAACCCGAUCCAGCCCAUAAUGGAGAUAAUGGAGACGCCCACCCCUCAAAUGAUUCAGUCAGCGAGUCUCCAUCAACACUCGAGAAGAGGGUCUUCAGUGAACCCGCUCCAGGGGAUUCCUUUAACUGGUUUCGCGAUAAACUUCGAGACGCCACACUCCUCCCUCUUUCCCUUGAAGACAGUUCGCCCUCGACAGCAAAGCUGUGGCCCGUCCCCCGCUCGAAACACAAUUUUGGCGUCGUGAAUCUGUCCGGCUGUACCGUUGUCAUCAUCACAUCUCGAUAUGCUCUCUAUAUGGGGCACUUUUGGGAAAGACCCACGUUCGAAGAAAAAACCGGCCAGGUGGAUCGAAGAGGAAAGCCAAUUUAUGCUUUCAACGAGCGUCGGUUCAACAGAGAGGUCCUUGAUGUCCUUGCCCACGGGGUCAACAUGGCGGGAGAGGGACGUACCCGCGGAAUCCGAACCUCCUACUUUACAAGGAGUGAUGCGGAUACUCGCGUGGCGAUAUACACCGCCCCUGCGGACGACGGCCGUGGUUUGCAAUUUCCAGACCAGAUCAAUAAAGUCAAGGAUGAAAUCUACGACCUACUUCCAGGCCUGUCUCAUGGAAUUACAACCAGGACAUAUAAACGCGCAGGCAUGGAUCGCCUGAUCAGUCUUUUGGAUAACCAUGUCGACAAUAUCGCGUUCACCGAGGGCAAGAUUUUGGUUCGAUUUGACCCAGACUAUUACGGGCCUGGUCCCUGCUAUGAUGUUGUACCCGCGUUUCAAAUCAUCAAGGGUGAGAAAAUUCGGAAACCGGCCACGGUCUUGAUCGCCUCCUAA